AUGAUCUCCUCAAUGCCUGGCGGUGAUAACACCGAUGCCCAUCUCCUCCCCAACAUCUCCGACCUCCCCGACGGGUGUCUGGCCUACAUCUUCAAGUCCCUGGACUCCCUCGACCUUGAAAGAUGCUCUUUUGUUAGCCGCCGUUGGCUCCGCGUCGAGGGUCAGAACCGACAUCGCCUCAUCCUCAAGGCCAACUCCGAUCUCCCAGUCAUCCCUUAUCUCUUCACUCGCUUUGACGCUGUUACCACACUCACACUCAAAUACAUAAAAGACGAUGCUCUCGUCCUUCUCUCUCUGCAUUGCCGUAACCUCACUUGCCUCAAGCUCCGUGAUUGCCUCGAGUUGACCGAUGCAGGCAUAAUCCCUUCCGCCGUCAACUUCAAGGGAUUGAAGAAGCUCUCUUGUCAUUCUUGCAACUUUGGUGUCAAGGGCAUGAACGGUCUCCUUGAUUACUCUUCUUCCCUAGAAGAGCUCUCCGUAAAGUGUCUACGUGGGUUUUAUUAUGACGAGUUCCCUGCCAUGCCUGUCGGACCAGGUGUCGCUGCUUCCUCCCUUAAGACCAUCUACCUCAAGGAUCUCUACAAUGGUCAAUCCUUCCUACCCUUAAUUUUCGACUCCAAGAACCUCAAGACCUUGAAGAUCACCUACUGCAGUGGGGAUUGGAAUAAUAUCCUCCAAGCCAUAGCUGAACGAGUUGGUACUGGUCUGGUUGAGCUACAUCUGAUUACACUCCUAACAGACGUCGGCCUUGAUGCCAUCUCUAAGUGCUCAAAUUUGGAAAUCUUGCAUCUAUCUAUGACUUCUCCAGAGUGCACUACUGCAGGGCUUGUGUCCAUUGCUAACCACUGCAAGCUCUUAAGGAGACUCCACAUGUAUGGAUGGAAGAUAGGUGAAGAGGGACUUAUUGCCAUUGCCAAACAAUGCUCUAAUCUUGAGGUGUUGGUUCUCAUUGCUUUCAAUCCUACUUCUUUUUCUUUGGAUCUACUAGCUACCAAUUGCCAGAAUCUGGAGAGAUUAGCAGUGUGUGCGAGUACCACGUUUGGUGACACGGAGAUUUCAUGCAUUGCUUCUAAAUGCAAGGCAUUGAAGAAUCUCUGUAUCAUAGCCUGCUCAGCUGUGACCGAUCUUGGGAUGAAAGCUCUUUCCGGUGGCUGCCCUAAUCUGGUAGAGUUGAAGGUUAGGAGCUGCAAGGGAGUAACUCGUGGGGUUGCGAUUUGGUUGAAAGAACGCCGGGUUUCAUUGGCUGUCAAUUUGGAUACUAUAGAAAAUUUUCAACCAUUCAGAAUUGGAUCAUUUUUUGGCCCAUCAUAA
Macadamia integrifolia is the source of this 1311-nucleotide messenger RNA. Its product is annotated as putative F-box/LRR-repeat protein 8. Gene Ontology annotation, biological process: SCF-dependent proteasomal ubiquitin-dependent protein catabolic process. The transcript has a single exon. Gene Ontology annotation, molecular function: protein binding. The coding region runs from base 1 to 1311 and encodes 436 amino acids. Gene Ontology annotation, cellular component: SCF ubiquitin ligase complex. The record is from RefSeq and is a predicted model, not a curated record. Lineage: Eukaryota; Viridiplantae; Streptophyta; Magnoliopsida; Proteales; Proteaceae.